AUGAGUACAGUCAAAGACAGUCCUGAGACCCCCCUUGACGGAGAUUUCGAGAAGAAUGUCCACGAGACCUUGGAAUACUGGAAGAUCCCCGGGAUGGCAGUCGCCGUCGUCGAUGGGGAUACCACAUGGACCCAGGGAUAUGGCACUGCCGAUCUCGCAUCGUCCACCGACGUCGAAUCGAACACCCUGUUCUACGGAGGAAGCACCACCAAAGCGUUCACCGCCGCCAUAAUGGCCAUGCUGGUCGAGGACAAUGACAAGUACCCCGGAGUGCAAUGGACUACGCCCGUGAAUGAGUUGAUCCGCGAGGACUUCGUUCUGGACAACCACUGGACGACGGCAAACGUCACCAUUGAGGAUAUCCUGUCCCAUCGGACCGGAAUGCCGGGCCAUAACUUCUCGCUUGGAGCUGUGUAUGCUGACAAGCAGGCCACUGUUCAAGAUGUGGUGAGGAGCUUGCGCUUCCUCCCGUCUACCGCACCCCCACGCACGACCUACCAGUACAAUAACGCCAUGUAUAUCGUGGCGUCGCAUCUUAUCCAAACAGUCAUGGGCGAUGACCUCGGCUCUAUCUUUCAAAAGCACAUCUGGGACCCUCUCGGGAUGAGCAGCACGUAUUUCCGCCUGGAUGAUGCACUUGCCAGUCAAAAGCCCUUGGCAAAGGGCUAUGCCUUCGCCGAGGGCAAGUAUGAAGCGGUGGAGUGGAAGAACAGGCCGGAAAUCUCCGGCGCCGGUGCCAUUAUCAGCACUGUGGAAGACUACGCGAAAUGGAUCUACGCACUACUGAAUCAGAGCGGGUUGCCUCUUUCCUCGGAGGGCUACGGAACACUCUGGACCGCGAGAGCACUCAUUCCAAAUUCCGAGCCGUUUUUGGCCCCGAUGGCGUAUGCCCUUGGAUGGGACCGUUACAUCUACCAGGGAGUGGAGAUCAUCACUCACGAUGGGGGGAUAGAGGGAUUCGGAGCCGAGAUUGUGAUGAUCCCCGCGCUUAAAUUUGGGGUCAUCACCAUGGCUAACUCGACCUAUUCGUCCAACUAUGGGGGAACAUGCCUGGCGUAUGAGCUUAUCGAUUCGAAGCUGGGCAUCGCUGCGGGGGACAGAUUUGACUGGAAACAAAAAUAUGUCGAUAUCGUCGACCAAAUGGACGCUUACAAUGCAGACGCGGUCCAAAUCUUCUACCCCGAUCUCCCGUCUCCUCCUCUACCGGGGCCGACUCUCGCUAUCGAAGCAUACUCCGGCACCUACUGGCAUGAUGCCUACGGUCGGCUCGAUCUCUCCAUAGAUGGCACCGGCACAAAGCUCCACGCGGACCGAACUAAUUGUACCAAUACCUGCUCUCUUACAUUCGAGAACGUCACGGGAAACUACUUUAUUAUUAGGCUGCUUGUAGUUGGAGCCGAGACCGUCCUUCCAGCUGAGUUUUCGGUUGACCCGGACGGGAAGCCAAGGUCUGUCGGUAUAGGGUGGGAGCCAACGAUGGGGAUAGAGAAGAAGAUUUGGAUGCGCAAGGUCGAUGGUGAUGAUACCGUUGGGCUGCAUCGCGCCCUGCCGUACAAGCCAUCCAGAACUCCCCAGCUGCCGGAGUUUUUGACUGGCCACCUUUUUGUCUAG
Molecule: messenger RNA, 1611 nt
Organism: Aspergillus heteromorphus CBS 117.55
Lineage: Eukaryota; Fungi; Ascomycota; Eurotiomycetes; Eurotiales; Aspergillaceae
Product: penicillin-binding protein
Exons: 3
Coding region: 1-1611 (536 amino acids)
Source: RefSeq, a predicted model, not a curated record